Molecule: messenger RNA, 3075 nt
Organism: Asterias rubens (European starfish)
Lineage: Eukaryota; Metazoa; Echinodermata; Asteroidea; Forcipulatida; Asteriidae
Product: 3-hydroxyanthranilate 3,4-dioxygenase-like
Exons: 10
Coding region: 196-1083 (295 amino acids)
Biological process (GO): 'de novo' NAD+ biosynthetic process from L-tryptophan; quinolinate metabolic process
Cellular component (GO): cytoplasm
Molecular function (GO): iron ion binding; 3-hydroxyanthranilate 3,4-dioxygenase activity
Source: RefSeq, a predicted model, not a curated record
CCUUAAUGUGCCGAGGUAAGUUGCUGUUGUGUGAUUGUUGUCGCGCUGAAAUUCAGGUUUGGUCAGUGACAGUCGGCCCUACAUAUCUCAAAGAGAGAGCAGCCGGGAUCCCAAGUAACAACAGACGUUUUGAACUCUUUUGUCAUUUUAGCCUGUGAAGUUUGUCGGUUUCCUGCAGCCCCAUUUUUUAUCAAGAUGACUGAAGUUCAGAUUUGCAAUGUCGAUGAGUGGAUCAAAGAAAACAAGAAGUGGUUCGUGCCUCCAGUCUGCAACAAAAUGAUGCACAGUAAAGGUCAGAUGAAAUCCUUCUAUGUUGGAGGUCCAAACCAACGCAAGGAUUACCAUAUUGAGGAAGGAGAAGAGUUUUUCUACAUGGAAAAAGGCAACAUGUGUUUGAAGAUUGUUGAGCAGGGUAAACACAGAGAUAUCCCCAUAAAAGAAGGAGAGUUUUUCUUGCUGCCACCAUGCAUUCCUCAUUCUCCUCAGAGGGAGGCAGAUACCAUCGGCUUAGUCCUGGAGAGAGAACGUGAUGAGAAGGAGAUGGAUGGACUCAGGUAUUUUGUUGGUGACUCUACGGAGUCUCUGUAUGAGGUAUGGUUCCAUUGUGAGGACUUGGGCUCACAGCUUGGUCCCCUGAUCAAGACGUAUUUCGCAUCUGAGCAACACAAGACUGGAAAACCCAUUCCUGGAACCAUUCCUGAGAACCCACCAGUGACCAUUGAUCAAGAGACCAUGGUAGAAGACCCGAUGUCACUCCAAGGAUGGAUUGAAACAAAUAAAAAAGAAAUCGAGGAGAAGGGACACAAGUUUCUCUUUGGAAAAAAAUAUCAGUUUGAGAUUGUGAUGUAUGGACCAGGAGAGCAUGUUGGGGGUUGUGAAGCUGCUGAGACAUGGCUUUGGCAGAUUAAAGGAUCGUCAGAGGUCAGUGUAGGAACAGAGAAAGUGAGGAAGUUUGAGUUGACUGAGCGUGACUGUAUGCUGAUACCAACAGACACCAAAUUUACUGCCAAGCUGGAGAAGGGUUCUUUUGUUCUGGGAUGUUGCCAAGACCCCAGGAAGAAGGAAGUAGCCCAGAAGGAUUAAGGGACGAUAUCUGCAUCGAGCAACAAAAGACCAACCAACCACUGUACAUCCCUACCCUAUGUUAGUCAAAGUCUUUCGGAUUUGACUUAAGCCGUGUUCGCACUGGACUUAAUUUGGGCAAACUAACCGAGCCAAUGGGUAACUUACCCAUUUUAAGUCCAGUGCGAACAGCCUGGGUAGUUUUCCUGACAGGUAACUUACCCACGCCGCGCGGUUAGUUUAACCGAGCCAAAGGUGCCCAGGAAGAUUGACCGAGUGCCCAGGAAGAUUGACCGAGUCAGUUUAACUGAGCCAGAAAGUCCAGUGCGGACACAACGUCGCGGUUAAAUCUUCCUGACCCGAGGAAGCUGACAUGUUUUGUCAUGGAAGAAUAAGAUUUUCGUGAUUAUCAAACUAUUCAAUGUAGCACAAAUCAGGAAUGCAACUCGUAAGCUGAAAAACGCGAAAUAAUUUUUCCGUACAAGGAUUUAUAAGUUCGAGAAAUGACCCGUUCAGAAGUUGCGAUCAAAAGUUUCUAUAUAUGACGGUGAUUUGUACAGCAGUAAAAGGCAAAUGCAGUCAACAAUCGCUAGAUCGCGUGUACUAAAGCUAGCCGAGUAUUGGUCCCUAUAUGUCUUUAUCCACAACACAAACACAACGGAGCCAGGCCGUGCAGAAAAUAGGUAUUCCUAGCCGCGUAAUGGGCCCUUUGUGUCGGAGCAUGCCUCAUUGGCAGGCGGCGUUGUGCAUGCUCUUUUGCCUCGCAAGUCUUUCGUCUUUCCAAGUUGUAAAAAAAAAAGAGGUGCGGUGAAUUUGAUAUCGAAUCGUUUAGAUUAACAAUAUUUGCGAAAGAUCGAGCCGAAAACCAAAAAGUGCAGUUCAAAGGUUACGCAGGGGGCCAGCUCUGUUAGUUUACCCGCGGUCUCGGUAAGUUUACCCGAGUCAAAUAAAUCCAAGUGCGGACGGUGGGAAAGUUAACCCGUCGGAAUGUUACCCAUCGUCAUGGUUAAGUUACCCAAAUUAUUAAUCCAGUGCGAACACGGCUUUAGAAACUAUGUGCAGCAUUUUUUUAAGUUUCCACAAAUCCAGCGACCACCGUUAAUCUGUCUUAUUUUGUAUACACUUCUGCAACCGAUGCUGUCAAGGAAACCAGAUAUAAACACUGGCCUGAUGAGCCAUAUUGGCUUGAGACAGACUUUACUUCACUUUCUUCUCCACUAAUCAUUGAUUAUUACCCUGCUGUGUUGUUGUUGGUAUUUUUGAAAGUGAAUAGACCGAUCCAUUAAGCUCCGCCCUAUUGCGUAUUGACCAAUCACAACGCAACAAAAGGUCCGACAAAUAAGGUCCGACAUGUGUGCGCAUAAGCUUGGCGUGCGCGCGGCAGAUUGUGCAGAAAGUCAUUGGAGAGGCUCACGUGUUCUUGCUCACACGUGCGUCGUGGGCGGAGCCUAAUGGAUCAGUCUAUUGAAAUGCUUGGUAUUAUUAUUAUUAUUACUACUUGAUUUCAAAAAUCAUGUUGCGUCAGUAAGUUGUGAUGUGGUUAGCAUGGGGGCCCAUGUAUUGGCUAAUGUAGGUUUGUUCUAUUAAAUCUUUUAGUGCAAAGGUCAUACAUGUACGAUCUAUUUUAUGUAUUUAUGAUCUAUGUCAUAAAUUCAAAAAGUGUACCUCAAAAAGUUUGGCAUUUUAGGUUCAAAAGGCAUACAACAAGCAAGCACUGUAAGAGCUUAGAAAUGAAUUGUAUUCUAUCCCACAAAUUAAUGAGGGGAAAGUACUUCCGCCAGUCUAAAGUAAAGAAAUGCUUCUGUAAAUAUUGUUAUAUAUUUUUUUAUAGAUUUUGAUGGUUACGGCAAUUAAAAGCGACCGCCAUCAAUCGAAUUGAAAUAUUGUUGUGAUUUUCAAAGCGCACAUUUUUAAAGCUGUUCUUUUUAAGCUGUUAUGCUUCUCAGAUUAAAAAUCUUGGGCAUAAAAAAGCUAUUUUUUUUUACAUAACCACAUUUCUUCAAAUAAAAAUGU